GGUUAUCGAAUUCGAGGAAGAAAUCCCAAAGUGCGCGAGGUCCGCGGUCCGUAAGGGCUCGCCGCAUCUCCGACUCUUCUUCACCGCCCUCUUCGCCGUUCCCUUCGCUCCCUUCUUACUUCCCCCACCAUUUUUGAAGACCAUUUCACAGACAUCUUGAUUCGACGCAUCCAUUAUCGGGGUGUCCACCACAGCAUUCCCGGACCAGACGGACGGCUCCGGAGGGGAGAUUUCCUAGACUUUCCCACUCACAUUACAAUUGUCGUCCAGCCACGUUCCGUUCCCCUCAACGAAGCCUUCCAGGAUGUCAACUGACUUCGACGGCGACUUUGACGAUGAAGCAAAUACCCCCGACUUGGAUUUUGAGUUCGAACGAGACUUGGACUUUGACGACCUGCUAGAAGAUGACAUCAAUGAGCUCCUGCCGCCGGGAGAUCGUGUACAUACGUCAGGGCGUCAAAAGCCUUCAAUGAGUUUCGACUUGGGGCCGCACAACCAGUUUCUUAUUCCACUCUCCUCCACCAUCUCAAAGUCGGAAACCGAUUUACCAAAGCAUAUCUCCUUCUGGUCCAGCCUGUCGCUUAUCGUCGGGAUGAGCAUUGGCAGCGGAAUUUUCGCGUCACCGGGAGUGGUGUUUGAACACAGUGGGUCUGUGGGUUCUGCCCUUCUGGUGUGGGUGGUGGGAGGCGUGCUAGCCAUCGCGGGAGGCCUGUGCUACGCUGAGCUCGGAACAAGUAUGCCGUCCAGUGGCGCUGAACAUCCUUACUUGCUGCGUGCGUUUGGGUCGCUGCCUGCGUUCUUGUUCGGAUUUUCCGGGGUAACGGUGACACGGCCAGGAUCAGUCGCCAUCAUCACCAUCAUCUGCGCUGAAUAUAUCGUGCGCUUGCUCAUGUACGCCAAUCCGACAGAAGCCCCACCGGCAUACCUGAUCAAGCUGAUUGCACUUGUAUCCUUGAUUGCACUGACGCUGUUAAACUGCAUUUCAACGAAACUCGGAACACUGGUUCAGGAUGUAUUUACCGUACUCAAAGUGGCUUCGCUGGCCAUCAUUGGGGCGAUUGGCAUCGUAAAGCUCCUGCAAUCCGGAGCCUUUACCAGCACAAUAGCAGAAGGGCGGGAGGCUAAGCCGAUAUUUGAAGGAAGCUCGUCAAAUCCAGGAGAUUAUGCGCUGGCAUUGUAUUCUGCGUUAUGGGCCUAUGACGGAUGGAACAAUCUGAACCUAGUUACAGGGGAACUGCAGAACCCAUCUCGGGACCUUCCCAGGGCUGUCAUACUGGGACCGUCGAUUGUGAUCGUAGCGUACGUGCUCGCCAACAUGGCUUACUUCACGGUCUUGCCGGCCACGGUGAUCACAACCUCCAACACCAUAGGAAUGAGCUUCGGCAAGUUCGUAUUCGGCCACGUCGGCGCCAUCAUCAUUCCCCUAGUGGUAAUAGGCUCCACCAUAGGCGCCAGCAACGCCUCCAUAUUCAGCGGCUCACGCGUCGCCUACGUCUCUGCCCGCGCCGCCCACCUCCCCAAAUUUCUUGGCAAAAUUCACCCACGGUUCCGCACCCCCUUCAACGCCCUUAUCUUCCAAUCCGCCUUCUCCGCCGCCCUCAUCCUCUUCGGCGACUUCCGCUCCCUCGUUAAUUUCUAUUCGAUGGUCGCGUGGUUCUUUUACUUGCUAGCCGUGCUGGCGCUGCUGAAGCUGAGGAGAACGGAGCCGCAUAUGGAGCGGCCGUAUCGAGUGUGGACCCCGGUGGCGGUGGCGUUCUUGGUCUCGGUGGUGUUUUUGAUUACGUUGAGUGUGGCGGAGGCACCGGGGGCGGCUGUGAGCGCGCUGCUGUUUCUAGGGAGCGGCGUGCCGGUGUGGUAUGUUGUUGUGUAUAAGAAACUGGGGUGGGAAGGGAUAGCAGAACGAAUUUCAACGCCAUGCGGAAUUCUGCUGCAUAAAGCAUCGACGUUCUUGCCAACGUCACUGGCGCCGCGAAAGUGGACGUUUGGAGGAUACCGGCGGCAGGCCUCGCAGGAGGACGGGAUGGAGAUGGAGGAGACCUGACGCUUCGCUCGCACGUAACUCAUACCGGAGCAAUGGACGUAAGACACAUCCAUGCUACGGGAUGUGUCUCGCAACGUUGCGAUUUACCUGUCCCUCUUUUCUGUCAAUUGUACAUAGUAUCUCAAUGGCAUCGGAACUGUACCCGAUAGCCCUCUCAUCUCACAUAACGUUCUGUUUCGGGCUUCGUGUCAACAUUUGCAUGGCUUUCCAUUGAGUGAUCGGAAUCCUAAUUCAUAUUCUGCAUACGCAUCAUG
Molecule: messenger RNA, 2295 nt
Organism: Fimicolochytrium jonesii
Lineage: Eukaryota; Fungi; Chytridiomycota; Chytridiomycetes; Spizellomycetales; Powellomycetaceae
Product: amino acid permease-domain-containing protein
Exons: 6
Coding region: 305-2041 (578 amino acids)
Biological process (GO): amino acid transmembrane transport
Cellular component (GO): membrane
Molecular function (GO): L-amino acid transmembrane transporter activity
Source: RefSeq, a predicted model, not a curated record